This is a messenger RNA of Pyricularia oryzae 70-15, 2473 nucleotides long. RefSeq lists its product as uncharacterized. Bases 266 to 2305 code for a protein of 679 amino acids. Lineage: Eukaryota; Fungi; Ascomycota; Sordariomycetes; Magnaporthales; Pyriculariaceae. The record is from RefSeq and is a predicted model, not a curated record. The transcript is spliced from 3 exons.
CCUUCACCUUUUUCUCCCACUUUUCUCAAACUUUUCUCUGCACAUGCGUCGCUCCCGAAAUGCAGGUUGUCAAGAGUUAAAUUAAUUCAUUAAAUUCCAAACCUUAGCCUGCAGAGCGGGAUAUCACGUGAAGGGAUCACAGACCGCCCCACAUCCCGACUGUGCUGGCUUUGUGACAUGCUGGCAUUACCAUGCAGGCAAUUGAACAGUGACGCAACGCGUUUGGCAAUAGAGUCGCGCGCCGGCAAGGCUGCAGAGGUGCGACAUGUUGCGAAGAAGCUUCCCAAGAUGUCAUCGCUCCCCAAGCCUGGUGCUGUGUGGGGGCCCAUCUUCAAUUGUACCUCUGCUUAAUGAUGCGGACGGAAGGGGUUCUGCUUUGCGACAAGGGCUCAAAACAACGCGCCGGAGAGAUGGCGCUCGGUGCAGCGCAUCUAACAAACGCCAUUUCCAGCCCUCUUCUCUUUGGUCAAAAACUUCCCGAGGCCUCGAGCGACAGGCGCAUCGCCAAUUGAAGUAUGGAGAGUUUCCAGCUGUCGCUUGUGGGUCGCCUGCACCCUCUACCUUGGCCUGGGCGGAUGUGCCGAAUGCCGAGCGCGUCAGUAAUGCCGCCUUCGAUUUUGCGCCUGAGAUACGUCGCUCCUCUGGAUUGUCAAGCGCAAGCAGAGGACGACCUGGGCACUAUCGCUCGCCGUUUGCAACAGCACGACAUCAACAGCACAAAAUAAUCAUUUCUCAGAGACACUACUCUUCGCAACCGGACGCGUCAAACAGCAGCAAGGAUGCCCCGCCACCUCUUCAUCUCGCCCAUCGAAUGGCCGAGGCAGCGGCCACCUCCUUCGCGUCCAUAGUUGUGCUGGCCGUCGGCUUCGCCAUUGCCGGGUACGCCUAUCACAAGUCAUACAAGGCCAUUGUUCUCAAGAAGAUGGCCAAUGCCUUUGAACCCGGCGAUCCAGUCCUUGAGCUUGCUGCCAUGGGCAAAGGGAUGCCUUACCCGCUCAUUCACGGUCACCACCCGGACGGUAGUGAGGUUGGAUCUCAUCACUGGGUAGCUCGACCGGAGCAGGAAAGGGUUGAUGCCAUUGUGUCCGGUCGCAUCAGCGGGCACUACCACCUACUCAUUGGAGAGAAGGGCACCGGGAAAACGAGCAUGCUCCUCGAAGGGAUGCGAAAGAUUGACGGAGAGGGUAUUGCCAUGCUUGACUGCCACGCGGAUCUUGAGUUGUUUCGCAUACGGCUCGGCAAGGCGCUCGACUACGAGUACCACGAGGAUUAUAUUGGCGGAUACUUCAACGAGCGAGGACCAAGGGAUACCACGGCUUUGCUUGACAUUGAGCGCGCCCUCAACAAGCUCGAAAAGGUUGCCAUGAAUCGCCGGAAGACGAAGCCCGGUCGGCCACUUGUCCUUAUUAUCAACCAGAUGCAUUUGCUCCGCGAUGACGAGGAUGGAAAAGACCUGUUGGAGCUUUUGCAGCAACGGGCAGAGCAAUGGGCGGCAGCCAACUUGGUCACCAUGGUCUUCAAUUCGGACGAUUACUGGGUUUACGAGCGCUUCAAGCAGCUCGCUACACGCAUGGAGGUUCUCGCCGUUCAGGAUCUGCCCAAGGCACAGGCUACGGACGCUUUGAAGAAAUAUCGGCGAAGGUACCACGCGCAAGAAAUCGAUGAUGCCACUGCCGACAGCAUCUACGGACAAGUGGGCGGCCGGUUGACCUUCCUCCAUCGCGUGGCCAAGAGCAAGAACAUGCUGGAAACUUGUCGCAAACUCAUCCAGAUUGAGAAGACGUGGUUCCUCAACCAGUGCUGGAUCCUUGGCUCGACUAUGGAUGACGACGUGAUGGACCAGCAGAAAUGGGCGGCUGCUGCCAUGGUUCUCGCUCUGGCUCUUGUUGACAAGGAGUCUGAAAUGGAGCGUACCUAUGAUCCCGUCAAAGGUCAUAUGCUGCCUUCAUUUCCGGUUCAUGAGGCCCAAGAGAUCAUGACGCGGGCCGACUUUGUCCGCGACUUUGACCGUCGCAAUCUCUUCGCCAUCACGAGCAACGCCGACGUUCGUGCCUCGUCGGUCCCGAUGCACAUUGCCUUCAAGGAGAUUUGCUCCCAGCCCGGAUUCCGAGAACACCUCGAGGCGACAAACAAACGUAUCGCCGACAUUGAGAGCUUGGGCCGCACAAGGGAGUUGCAAGCCAAGGAUCUAUUCCUUGGUGGUAAAUACGAGAUAACCCAGAACAAGGGGAUGACGGUUGUUGAGCUGAAGGGAAUCCAGCCGGAUGGAUCUCCAGAUGACCCAGAUGAUGCAGCCUCUUCGUAACUCCAGUUCAGCCAUGCACAGCUUGGCCACCAUUUUCCUUUGUCUUUUUUUUCCCUUUCUGACCAUCUGUCUCAUGUACUACCACGCAUGUAUCUCGGAGUUUACUGCUUAUCCUCGAUAGACCUAGACAGAUCGAUCUCGUGAUGCACAUUUCCUGUUUUCAGCCAA